Naumovozyma dairenensis CBS 421 is the source of this 888-nucleotide messenger RNA. It is a transcript of the gene RHO4, whose product is annotated as Rho family GTPase RHO4. The transcript has a single exon. The record is from RefSeq and is a predicted model, not a curated record. Bases 1 to 888 code for a protein of 295 amino acids. Gene Ontology annotation, biological process: small GTPase-mediated signal transduction. Gene Ontology annotation, molecular function: GTP binding; GTPase activity. NCBI's taxonomy places the organism in Eukaryota, Fungi, Ascomycota, Saccharomycetes, Saccharomycetales, Saccharomycetaceae.
AUGACAAUAGAGGAACCGAAAAGAACAGACAAUCUUACUCUAUACUCGAAGAAAGAACAUCUUUAUAACCAAUCAAUUUCUUCAGAAGUUGCAUCAACAACCCCCUCUAUAGAGGAAAAGUGGAAACCGAAGUUGUCCUCAGCAUUUGCGAGAACUUUAUCUAGUAUCCCUAGUUAUGAACAAAUGAAAAAAGAUCACAAAGUGGCAGACUACCACUUAAAGAUUGUCGUAGUGGGAGACGGUAACGUUGGAAAGACGUGUCUAUUGAUAUCUUAUGUAAAUAAUGAAUUUCCUACAGAUUAUAUACCUACUGUGUUCGAGAACUAUGUGACAAGUGUAAAUAUGCCUAAUCGAGAAGUGAUUGAGUUAGCAUUAUGGGAUACAGCAGGCCAAGAAGAAUACAACAGACUGAGGCCCCUUUCAUAUACAGAUGUUGAUGUAUUGAUGGUAUGUUAUAGUGUGGAUAAUAAAACGUCCUUAGAGCAUGUAGAAGAAUUGUGGUUCCCCGAGGUUAGACAUUUUUGUGGGAAGACUCCCGUUAUGCUUAUUGGACUGAAAUCAGAUUUAUAUGCUGAAGAUAAAGGGGAGGGUCUUGUUGAAACCAAACAUGCCGAAUUAAUAGCUAAGAAGAUGGGUGCAUUUGUCCAUCUUCAAUGUUCAGCCAAGUCAAGGGACAAUGUUGAAGAAGUGUUCAACAAAGCCAUCGAGAUUGUUCUCGGUGAUUCUCGUGGGGAUGGCAAAGCAUCGAAUUCUGUCUUGAAAAAUCCGUUUAAAAAAAAUGUAUCAAAAAGAAGAAGCAAUUUGGCCACAAGUUAUGAUAUUAAAGUGGAUAAACCUGUCCGAGCUAAAAAUGAACGAUUUAAAGGUUCCAGAUGUAUCAUAACUUAG